This is a messenger RNA of Babesia bovis T2Bo, 1014 nucleotides long. RefSeq lists its product as uncharacterized. The record is from RefSeq and is a predicted model, not a curated record. NCBI's taxonomy places the organism in Eukaryota, Apicomplexa, Aconoidasida, Piroplasmida, Babesiidae. The transcript is spliced from 10 exons. The coding region runs from base 52 to 1005 and encodes 317 amino acids.
UAUACAUCAUAACGGACUAAUGAACAUAUACUAGACAACAGAUUUGAUUAAAUGGAAUCCUAUAUAUCAAGGCCACACGCCGCUAUGCAAUUUUUGGAACAGUAUAGCAAGGCUUCGCUUAACAACUUGGCUCAGAAGAGGUGUAUCCCAACCUCUUCAUUCAGUUUGAAUCAAAUAUUAGGCGGAGGAAUAUUCACUCAGGAGGUUACCGAAUUUGUUGGUCUACGGUCUGAAUAUGUUGGAUUUGUUAUGAUAAACACCAUUAUACAUCAUGUGGCUAACAAUCCAACUGAACACGCACUCAUUAUUUCAUACAAUGGAAUACCGAAUAAACGAUUUUUGCGCCAGAAUAUACGCGAGUAUCUAUCAGUUAAUCGCCCUCCAGGCUAUACCAAUCUAAAUGAUUUUACUAAUUUUAUUCUCGAUCGCAUUGAAAUUCAUACCUGCCGUAUCAUAUCGGAUGUAAAAUGGUUAAUUGAAGACCUGUACGCCUAUGUAUACCCUAAAGCUGAAGGCAGUGUGAAUAGCCCUACGCACCAAAGUCCAAGCCCUCCGUCGUUAUCCAAUACUUCAGACGACAACCCUAGGAAGACACCUGCAAUAGUGAUGAUACACACAAUAACUGGCAUUGUGGACGAUACUCAAGGAUGGGACUUGUGGAACCUGUUGCCAGAAAUAUGCACAACUCUAACGGGAAUUUCGCGAAAGUUGAAUGCGGCCGUUAUCAUGUCUAGCAGAUAUGGUGAAGCAUUAAUGAAAAACAUUUGCAUAGAGGCCCCAAAGGAAGAUAAGGAUGUUGCUCAUCGAGAUGUGUUUCUACUGUCCAAUAGGUGGCAUAGCACAGUAGAUAAAAGGAUAUUUAUGCAAAUGUACGCUAUCAACGCAGAUGCCAAAAGUGCAUACGUAGCCGUAGAAGUAAUAAAGGCUAAACAGCGUGGAGAAAAUGACUCCUGCAGUGUACAUCUAACAAUGGGAGGAAUCGACGAAUACACAGAUGUGAAAUAGAGCAUCAAG